UCCACGGUGUCUCCAUAUGCACUGUUACCGCAGGGAUGAUGUUGGAAAUGUGUACGCUCGUCAGCUUCCCCAGAGUAGCCAGAGAGAGACUGGAGGGACAGCAGUUGGAGGUUCAGAAUGACUGCUCUGAGGUGUGGCCAGGUCAAUACGUUCACGUCACUCUCAAGACAAAUCCAAGCUACUGUGGAGUCGCCUGGACAAGCACUUACCAAGUCCCAGAAUGUAACAGCAGAGAUCUUCGGAAUAACAUUCCAGAAUGCAUCACUGGGAGGCUAGUGUACACUGUGGACGCAGACAGAAAGGAGCUGGCUGUGUCUGUCUCAGACAUGUUGGAGGAUAAAGACUAUCACCUGAGAUUGUGUCACAGAAAAGCCUACACCUGUAGAGACACAGGGGCCAGCACACUGAUCAGAAAGGAGGAUGUGCUGAAGAAUACUACUCUGCAGUAUUCUACACCUAUGCCCUGUCUCUGUAUCGAGGGCUGGUCUGCCACCUCUGAUGCACCCAGAGUUCAAGUCUUUCCCUUCAGAGACCAUCUGGAGGAGUUGUGGUCCGGCAUUAACUUUGACCCGGUGGAGGAGCUGUUGUCAUGGGAACCGGCGUGUCCUGUUGCUGCGGUGAUCUCACUGUGCCAAAAACAAGGGGACGAUGAGUGCGACGAUCUGGCUGGUUCAUCACAGACCCUCAACAGUGAAAAGAUAACAUUCUCCACAGUGGAUCCACACCCACAGCUUUGCAUGAAGUUUACCACAGAUUCUGGAUCCUGGAUCCGGUGCCCCUUUGCAGAUGGGAAUUUCCAAGCUUGGGACCUGGGUGUCGACCAGAUGCGGCUGGUUUUAACGUCACGGGUCAGAGCACCCCUCUCUCUUCAUGUGUGUGUGAAGACGGGGACCUCUGCAUGCCACCCAGAACACACACUCCCUGUACAUGUGGAGAAAUCUGCUAAUCUCAACCUGACUGUGGACGUUUGCCUACCAAACACCUGCGUCCAGGUGAAGAGGCUUAACGUAAAGUAUGCUGUCACCAUCCUUCAUUGCCAUAUACGAUGCUUGGACCAAGCUGAUGCCCGUGCCCCUGCCAUGGUUGGGCAAACCCCGGCCUUGCAAGGCUACUUGGAGCUGAUCUGCGUAGUGGUGCCAGCUGUGGCCUGUCUCACUGCUGCUGUCAUAGUGGCAGCUCUAGUCGUCAAAGCCCUACUAACUGGUAUGUAUCCACCUCUCCCUAACUGA
Molecule: messenger RNA, 1229 nt
Organism: Salvelinus fontinalis (brook trout)
Lineage: Eukaryota; Metazoa; Chordata; Actinopteri; Salmoniformes; Salmonidae
Gene: il17rel
Product: interleukin 17 receptor E-like
Exons: 13
Coding region: 36-1229 (397 amino acids)
Molecular function (GO): interleukin-17 receptor activity
Source: RefSeq, a predicted model, not a curated record